Cryptomeria japonica (Japanese cedar) is the source of this 1395-nucleotide messenger RNA. RefSeq names its product cytochrome b561 and DOMON domain-containing protein At4g12980. Bases 85 to 1284 code for a protein of 399 amino acids. The transcript is spliced from 3 exons. Lineage: Eukaryota; Viridiplantae; Streptophyta; Pinopsida; Cupressales; Cupressaceae. The record is from RefSeq and is a predicted model, not a curated record.
CCCCAACGAUCUUACAUACCUGCAUUCAAGCUUAGAUUUUGAGGAAAGAGCAUUUGAAGAAAGAAAAUCGUUACAAUUUCAAUUAUGGGGCAUCACCUGUUGUUGAUAUUAGCAGUUACUGUGCUGCUGUUUGGUUGGGAUGCAGCUGCACAGACGUCGAAUUCAAGCUGUCCCGUAAAAUUCACAAGGGGUAAUAUCAAAACUUACCAAUACUGUAACAAGCUACAUGCAUUAGGAGCUACUCUGUCAUAUAUCUAUCAUGCAGAGAAUGGGUCGUUAGAUAUAGCUUUCAAGGCUGCACCAGCUGCUUCUAUGGGGUGGGUUGGUUGGGGGAUAAACCCAAAAGGGAAGCAAAUGAUUGGCACACAAGCUUUGAUUGCAUUUCGAUUGAGUAAUGGAUCAACUGUGGUUGAUACAUAUAAUGUGGUCUCUAAGACUCUUGCUUUGAAUCCUUCAAAGAUUAGCAUCACUGUGAGGAGCAAGAGUGCUGUGUAUGAGAGUAGCAGUGGAAAGAUAACCAUAUUUGCCACCUUGGUGCUUGGUUCCAACAAAACCAGUGUUAAUCAGGUGUGGCAAGUGGGCAGCUCAGUUACCAACUUGAGUCCUGGUAUUCAUAAAACUACUGGGGCCAAUCUCAAGAGUUUAGGGGUACUCAAUCUCCCAAGUGGGGCAACCUCUGCUCCUCCUGCUGGCUAUUCAUCACACCAGACUCUCAAAAAUAUACAUGGGAUGAUUAAUGUUGUUAGUUGGGGCAUAAUGAUACCUAUUGGAGUUAUGAUUGCUAGACAUGCAAUUACAUUCCAAGUUGCAUAUCAUACAUGGUUUUACAUCCAUGCAAUAUGCCAAUCCUUUGGAUAUAUUAUUGGAGUGAGUGGUUGGGCCAUUGGCUUGAAGCUAGGCAGUUAUAGCAAAGGUGUAGUACGAACUUCACAUGGAAUAAUUGGGAUUGUAAUUUUCUGCCUCGCUACUUUACAGGUAUUUGCACAACUCUUACAACCUAAGAAGGAUCACAAGUUUCGUUUAUAUUGGAAUAUAUAUCAUCACAUUGUUGGCUAUUCAGUGCUCAUAUUAAGUGCAAUAAACGUCUUAAAAGGAUUUAACAUCUUAAAUCCUGAAAAAAAGUGGAAAAAUGCUUUCUUUGUUGUUGGUUUUUCUUUGGGUGCAACUGCCAUCAGCCUUGAAGUUGUAAAAUGGAUUAUCUUCUUCCGACACAAGGCAAGAAAUUCUUCUAAACCCUUGAGUGAAAGUAAUGAGAAUGGUCAAUUGAAUGGGGAUAGUAGUUAGUAGAAAAUUGAGAUUAGCUCUAGAGUUUAUUCUUCUAUUAGCUAUUUUGGUUGUAAUGUACAUGUGCAAUUAGUUGCACAUUUCUCAAGUAAUGAGUAAGUUUAAUAUUGU